Molecule: messenger RNA, 1190 nt
Organism: Myotis lucifugus (little brown bat)
Lineage: Eukaryota; Metazoa; Chordata; Mammalia; Chiroptera; Vespertilionidae
Gene: NCALD
Product: neurocalcin delta
Exons: 5
Coding region: 265-846 (193 amino acids)
Biological process (GO): calcium-mediated signaling
Cellular component (GO): cytosol
Molecular function (GO): tubulin binding; actin binding; calcium ion binding
Source: RefSeq, a predicted model, not a curated record
UCACGCCGCUCCCACCGCCGCUGCCGCUGCCCAGGGCUGCGGAGCAUGGACUGUUAAAUCUUGCACUUCUUCCGUGUGAGGAUUCUUCUGCAUUCUCGAUGACAAGAACAGCCAGAGCCUCGUCCAUCUGCUCAUGAUCUUCGCUCCCGUUGCUUGAAUCCUAUUCCUGGGCUGCUGGGUCUUCCAUCCGUGCUCGACUGCGCCCCCUUCAGUCCGCUGGCCAGCAUUAUCCUGUGAAUCUCCAGCUGAACCCUUGCCGCCAGGAUGGGGAAACAGAACAGCAAGCUGCGCCCAGAGGUCAUGCAGGACUUGCUGGAGAGCACGGACUUCACGGAGCACGAGAUCCAGGAGUGGUACAAAGGCUUCUUGAGAGACUGCCCCAGCGGACAUUUGUCGAUGGAAGAGUUUAAGAAAAUUUACGGGAACUUUUUCCCUUACGGGGAUGCUUCCAAGUUUGCAGAGCACGUCUUCCGCACCUUCGAUGCCAAUGGAGAUGGGACAAUAGACUUCAGAGAAUUCAUCAUAGCCCUGAGUGUGACAUCGAGGGGCAAGCUGGAGCAGAAGCUGAAAUGGGCCUUCAGCAUGUAUGACCUGGAUGGAAACGGUUACAUCAGCAAGGCAGAAAUGCUAGAGAUUGUGCAGGCGAUCUACAAGAUGGUUUCCUCCGUAAUGAAGAUGCCUGAGGAUGAGUCAACCCCAGAGAAAAGGACGGAAAAGAUCUUCCGCCAGAUGGACACCAACAGAGAUGGCAAACUCUCCCUGGAAGAGUUCAUCCGAGGGGCCAAGAGCGACCCGUCCAUCGUGCGCCUCCUGCAGUGCGACCCCAGCAGCGCCGGCCAGUUCUGAGCCUGCACCCACGAAUCAUAGAGCUGCUUGUGUUGCUCCCUUUUGAUUUUUCUUUUUAACAAUUUUUUUUUUUUUUUUUUGCCAAACAACAUUGACGGUGAUGCUGUUCCCCCCGCAGUCAGAUGCACCUUCCUCCGAGCCGCCUUCAGCUUCUUUUGUCGUGGACGCUUCGUGGGAAUGCCCAGAGCCCCAACGCCUCGUGGAGCGCAUGGACCGUGCUGUCGUGCACAGACUUUGUGGUGUUCGUUGUUCUGACGAUUUUCAUCGUUAUUAUUAUUUUCUCUUGAUUCUAAUGUCUCUGUUCUAAAACCGAAGACGCGAGGAGGCAGGAGAAGGGAACCCAA